ACCUUUAUUCACGUUAUUCACAACCAUUCAGUACUUCAGGUUAUGAUACUGUGCAAAACGAGUGAAACGAAAAAGAAUAAAGUAUUCAUUUUAUUUGCUGUUUAAUGCAUUAAUGUAUUAAUCAAUUUAAAUGGUUGGAACCGGGUCUAAGUGUUGCUGUUAAUAUUGAAUCCUAUUUCAAAAGUGACUUAAACAUGCCGUGCUGGUAUUAUGAAAAGAAAGAACUUCGCAACACACCAUCUAUUCAGGAUGGUAUCGAUUAUGAAACAGAAUGUAGAUAUCGAAAAGAAGGUGCGCGUUUUAUAAUAGAUACUGGUACAAAAAUGGAUUUAGGUUAUAAUACGAUGGCAACGGGUGUUGUUUAUUUUCAUCGGUUUUACAUGUUUCAUUCGUUCAAAAAUUUUCCACGAUAUGUGACGGCUUGUUGCUGUUUACUCUUAGCUGGCAAAGUUGAAGAAACUCCAAAGAAGUGUAAGGAUAUCAUAAAGACUGCCAAAACUUUAGUGUCAGAACAAAAGUUUAUGACAUUUGGAGAAGAUCCCAAGGAAGAAGUAUUGACCUUGGAAAGAAUUUUGUUACAAACUAUUAAAUUUGAUUUGCAAGUGGAACACCCAUAUAGUUAUUUACUAAAAUAUGCAAAGUGUCUAAAAGAAAAUUUUGUGCUAUUUGCAGGUGAUAAAAACAAAUUACAAAAAAUGGUUCAAAUGGCGUGGACAUUUGUCAAUGAUAGUUUAUGUACCACUCUGUCGCUACAAUGGGAACCAGAAAUCAUAGCUGUUGCUCUAAUGUAUUUGGCAGGAAAACUAAGCAAAUUCGAAGUGGUAGAUUGGGUUGGAAGACAACCGAAACAUUUACGCUGGUGGGAUAUGUUUGUCGAAGAUGUGACUAUGGAUCUUUUAGAAGAUAUUUGUCAUCAGGUGCUGGAUUUAUAUUCGCAAGCUAAUAAUACAAAACCACCAGAUUCACCACCUAUGAUACCACCUAGCGAAGUGUGCAGAGAACGAUCUGUUACUGUUACUACUAUAGAAUCUGCAUCUAACACACCAAACAUUUUGGAAGCAUACAUUAAAACAAAUUUUGCGUCAAUUUUUAAUACUAAACUAAAUAAAAACAUAGGUUGCGGUUCAAUUACUGACGGAACAUACAAAGUAGAAGUUCAUAUAACCAAUUUUGACACAGAAAAAUAUGCUGCUUUAAAAUUUAACAAAGGAGACAAAAUUGAAAUUGUCGGAACGAUGCAAAAUUCAGUUACACCUGGGAAGUCUUGUAAAAGCAUCGAAGCGUCAAUAGUUUCUGCAAAUGGAUGUCCCACUACGGACGUCACAGAUACGAUAAAACCGAUAGAUACCUCGACGGCGCAUUUCCCCACGUAUUCAACGAAUUUUGCGUCCAACAAUACAAAUUAUCCACCGGCAUUUCCACCUACAAACGUUUCGAUUCCUCCUCCUGUGAAUACAAUGAAUCAUAUCGUGCCAACGAUACAUCAUAUAGGAUCAACUGCUGCUAUUCGCCCUACACCACCGUCGGCACCACCUUCUGCCAAUCAGACCACGUUCCAACCAUAUUCUUAUUCGACAAAUGCGUCAUAUUUUUCAGCGAAUAAUCCAAUUCCGUCAGCUGCACCGCCGCGUAACUAUUAUCCACCACAACCAUAACGGAAAACAGUAUAUCGCACAUCCAAUGUAAACUGUAUCAACAUCAUCUAAUAUACAGGCUGCAUUAAACAUUAGAAUAAUGAAAACCUUAAUUCUACUGUAAAGAAUGACUCUUAAAGCAGAUGAAAUUUCGCCUAUUUGGGGCUCGCGAUUUUGGACCCGAAUUGUGAGCUAAAUGAUAUCUUAUGGUGAGAUUAAUUAUAAGUUGAGUCCACUUUUCGUUUCGAAGAUGUGAAGGAUUAAACUUGCUAUUCGGACUCGUUUAACAAACCAAUAACAAUCGUAAAAAGUGCUUUACAAAAAUCAAUUUUGUAACUAAUUGUUAUAAACAAAUUAUUAAAAAUUGUAGAAGAAAACUAAUUACAGCAAUAGAUUCUAUUGGAAAAAUUAAAGGAACAAUUUUUUUAAAUCGUGCUUUAUUUAUGGAAAAAAGAAUAAAUAAUAUAAAUUAUUGAAAUUGUUCCUAUCAACAACGGGUAGACAGCAAGGUUUAGCUAAGCAUUAACAAUAAGAAAAGGAAUACAAGUAUGAAAAAUAUUUCUUACAAAAAACAAUUUUACAAUUAGCUUGGUUAAGUUUAUUGAGCUUUUUUGCAUAAUAAGUGUGAUUUAAGAAAAAGUCAUACAUGUUUAUUUAGAGUUUUUUCAUAGAAUCGAUGGAUAUAAUCAGUUUUUUUCUACAGUCAAUUUUUAAUAAUUUGUUUAUGACAAUUAAUUACAAAUUAGUUACAAAAUUGAUUUUUGCAAAGCGUUUAUUAUUAUAGAAAUGAAUAUGUUUAUGCAGCUUGUAACUUUGAUUCAUGCUAAUGUUAUAUUAUAACUUCUAUUUAAUGUAAAUUGCGUUUAUAUGGUCACGUUUAUCUUAUUCUUAUCAAGUUGGAAUAGUUAUUUUCUUUGCCUUCUGUACACUGGAAUACCUUACAAAAUAAUAAAAUUAAAAUAUUUAAUUUU
Molecule: messenger RNA, 2605 nt
Organism: Monomorium pharaonis (pharaoh ant)
Lineage: Eukaryota; Metazoa; Arthropoda; Insecta; Hymenoptera; Formicidae
Gene: CycK
Product: cyclin-K
Exons: 9
Coding region: 195-1655 (486 amino acids)
Biological process (GO): regulation of transcription by RNA polymerase II; positive regulation of DNA-templated transcription, elongation
Cellular component (GO): cyclin/CDK positive transcription elongation factor complex; nucleus
Molecular function (GO): cyclin-dependent protein serine/threonine kinase activator activity
Source: RefSeq, a predicted model, not a curated record